UUCAUAGUUCAGUUCUAAACAAACUUUGUACCAGAUGAGAGUAUUGUUGAUAGAAUACAAUGGCUCUUAGAUGGGGUAUUGCUGGUGCUGGAAGAAUUUCUCAUGAUUUUGUUACCGCAACCCAGACUUAUCCUGACUCCGAUCAUAAAUUUGUGGCAGUGGCUGCUAGGUCGCAAAGUAGUGCUGAUAAGUUUGCCAAGGAUCAUGGCAUACCUAGAUCGUACGAAGGGUAUGAAGGGUUAGCCCUCGAUAAAGAUGUUGAUAUUGUCUACGUGGGAAAUCUCAACACUCAACACUUUGAGACUACAAAAUUAAUGCUGGAUCACGGCAAACACGUGCUUUGUGAGAAACCAUUCACCAUGAAUGAGAAGCAAACCAAAAAAUUAUACAAAAUAUCCAAGGAGAAGAAUUUAUUCCUCAUGGAGGCAGUAUGGUCUAGAUGUUUUCCUGCUUAUUUGGAGGUGAGAAGAAUGAUAGACGCCGGUGAGAUCGGUGAUGUCAUGUUCGCUUCCGUCAAUUUCGGACAUGCAUUGCAGCAUGUUGACAGAUUAACAUCAAAAGAACUGGGUGGAGGUGCAAUUUUAGAUUUGGGGGUGUACAUCCUUCAGUUUCAACAAUUCGUUUUUAGAGGACUGAAGCCAAUCAAAAUAUCUGUGAAUGGUCAUUUGAACAGAUGCGGUACAGACGAAUCUUGUGGGGCUGUCAUAACAUAUCCAGGAGGCAAAAUGGCCGUCGUUAGCACUUCAGCAAGAAUUGCUCUUCCCAAUGAGGGAAUUAUCGUAGGAACCAAAGGUACUCUUCGUUUGCCUCUAUUCUGGUGCCCCACCCAGUUGGUAACACCUAACGGAGAAAAGGAGUUUCCUCUACCCCAAUCUCCAGGGCCUUUUUUGCAUCGAAAUAGUGCUGGGUUGUGUUAUCAAGCGGAAGAAGCUAGAUUGUGCAUCAAAGCAGGAAAAAUUGAAAAU
Molecule: messenger RNA, 965 nt
Organism: Leptinotarsa decemlineata (Colorado potato beetle)
Lineage: Eukaryota; Metazoa; Arthropoda; Insecta; Coleoptera; Chrysomelidae
Product: trans-1,2-dihydrobenzene-1,2-diol dehydrogenase
Molecular function (GO): nucleotide binding
Source: RefSeq, a predicted model, not a curated record